Aspergillus welwitschiae is the source of this 576-nucleotide messenger RNA. RefSeq lists its product as uncharacterized. The record is from RefSeq and is a predicted model, not a curated record. The transcript has 3 exons. Bases 1 to 576 code for a protein of 191 amino acids. Gene Ontology annotation, cellular component: mitochondrion. NCBI's taxonomy places the organism in Eukaryota, Fungi, Ascomycota, Eurotiomycetes, Eurotiales, Aspergillaceae.
AUGGCUGAUUCCGAUACGGACCUCUUCCAAUACACCGCUGGCCGUUGGUUAUGGAAUGAAGAGAAGCAACCCCGAAACCGAUACACACCAUCCAAUGUGUCUGAGUUAAAGAGGAUCGCAGCGCAUAGCAUCGGUGCAGAUACAUGCACUGCAAUUAUGAAAUUGGCAGAAGGGAACUACAAUAAAUGCUUCAGACUUGAGAUGGAUAAUGCAUCAACCGCUCGAACGAUUCUCGGAAUACCGACACCCCGUUUGUAUGAUUGGGAUGCAGACAUGGAUAACUCCGUAGUUUCUGAGUAUAUCAUUAUGGAUGAAGCAUCAGGUACCAUGGUGCAAGAAGUGUGGGAAGAUCUUCCCAUCGAUGACAGAAUGCAGCUCGCACAAGAGCUCGCUGAACUACAGACAAAAUUGCUCCAAGUACCACUGAACUGUUAUGGGAGUCUUUACUAUGCAACUGCCAACAUUCAAGAUGCCGUUCCGGCUGAGACCUGUGGAGAAGUACCCCCAGAGCUCAAAGAUGAGAUACGCCAUCGUUUUGUUAUCGCUUCCACCUACUGUCGCUUGAAAAUUCAUUGA